ACCGCGAUGUAAACAAAGAAGUCAGCAGUUGAACGGCAGCGACCCAGCCGAGGGUGACACCACUGGAUGUACUUGUCUAGACUCAAGCGUCCGGACCAGAGGCUGACUGUGGGGGAAAGGCCACUCUGAAGCGAAUGAAGAAACAAUUAAUCUUCCACUUCACAUACAGAGGACUUCUAACGAGAGGAAAAAAGAGUAAAAGAAGAAAAUGGAGUAUAAAUUACGAAAAGCAGAACCCAGGGACGUGUCUGAUAUAUUGCGACUGGUGAAGGAGCUUGCAAAGUAUGAAGACAUGGAGCACCAGGUGACACUGACUGAAAAAGAACUCCUUGAGGAUGGGUUUGGUGACACCCCGUUUUACCAUUGCAUCAUUGCUGAAACCCAAGGAGAGAAUAGCAGUGGCGAUCCGAAGGUGGUGGGUUUUGUCAUGUACUACUUUACUUAUGACCCCUGGGUUGGCAAACAGCUCUACCUGGAGGAGUUCUACGUGAUGCAGGAGUACAGGGGACUGGGCAUCGGUUCGGAGCUCCUGCGCCAUCUCAGUGAUCUGGCGAUGAAGACGCGCUGCACCGGCAUGAUGUUCGUUGUUGCAGAGAACAAUGAGCCGUCUAUCGAGUUCUACAAGCGGCGCGGGGCUGAGGACCUCUCUCAGGAGGAAGGUUGGAGGCUCUUCAGGUUCAACAAGAACAGCCUUGUGAAGAUGGGCACUCCACCUGAGGAAUGAUGAAAUCUCAGCACACACCAGAGGAGGGCGAGGAGGAGGAGACAUGAGAGUCUGACCAGAGAUGGGGAGUUGGGCUGCUUUUUUUGACGAGUCAUGUUAUUGAAGCUCUGAUAGUGUUGUUGCUGCUGUAACUUUCAGUCCUUUGUGAGAGUACAGAGUGGUGGCAUCACAGCAGCCUGCUCAGAAAUCAGUCAGUCUCUCUGCGUUUCCUCUCCAGUCAGGCGAGGGUUGAUUCAUAGAAAUUCAGCUUUUUAAAAAGGGGAAUUGUGUAUCACAGUAAUAUUAUUAUGUUUCUGUAUAGUUCACAGUCUUAGUAAGCCUUUUGUCUGUUGCUAAUAUAGUACUCUGAAUCUUUAAUGAUUAUUUUAACCUUUCAUUCUUUGUAUUGGGGAAUUUGAUUGGCAGGAAGAAUUAAUAUGAUUUAAGUUUGCAAUAAAACAAUGAAUCACA
Molecule: messenger RNA, 1174 nt
Organism: Epinephelus moara (kelp grouper)
Lineage: Eukaryota; Metazoa; Chordata; Actinopteri; Perciformes; Serranidae
Product: diamine acetyltransferase 1-like
Exons: 6
Coding region: 209-724 (171 amino acids)
Molecular function (GO): N-acetyltransferase activity
Source: RefSeq, a predicted model, not a curated record